Messenger RNA from Dromiciops gliroides (monito del monte), 4379 nucleotides. RefSeq names its product neurexin-3-like. The record is from RefSeq and is a predicted model, not a curated record. NCBI's taxonomy places the organism in Eukaryota, Metazoa, Chordata, Mammalia, Microbiotheria, Microbiotheriidae.
CAGAGAGCUCAGCCCUUCACAUCUCCUCUUGCAUGCAACUCACUGAGAGGGAGAGGCAAGCAAGACCUCCCUUCUCCGCCGGCAUCUCAAGCCACCAAGGACCUGCUUUCACACCUCCAACACUCCCCCUCCCUCCUUCCUUACCACUCCCUCCCAGAGAGAGCAAAAGAGAGAGAGAGAGGGAGAAAGACACUGAUUGGAAUCUUAGCCUUCUCCAAGAAGAAACAUACCCAGCAAACUCAGUUGAUUAAACAUCAAACAGACAGACAGACAGACAGACAGACCCUAAAGACUCUGCUCAGCUGGAAAGGUUCUGCAGGGAUUUUGUUUGGAGCCUUUGAACCCUUCUGAGUGCUGGGGGAUGAGUUAUGGGCUGGAUUGCCUUUGGCACCCCAUCAUGAAGCCUGAUCUUGCUUCUGCUCUCCUAGAGCUGUGCUCUGCCUGAGCUCUCCGCUUUGCUCGACCCCCAUCCAUCUGGUCUUCUGCCACUAGGAAGUAGCCUUCAGGAUUGGCCUUGUCCUGUUUCUACCCUUCACUCUGCUCACCUCACUGCUCUUCCCUCAGACAUUGUUGCUGCCCUUGCACCCCCAUUACCCCAGGUCCCCAGUGGCAUCUGGGGCUUGAGUAGCAUAAGGACUCUUCUUUGAGGGAAGAACAUUUCCUGAAGGAUUCCCCAAACCCACUCUAUAUCUUCUCCUUGAUCAAGGCCUCCGGAUCUACAUGGAUAGCUGAGAUCUUUUCUUGGAGAGGAACACCUUCCCUUCCUCCAGCCCUUCCUCCAUUCUCUCCUGCUCUCCUCUUCCUCUAUUGCCCCUUCCAACUCCUCUUUCUUGUCUCUGUUCUCAAAGGAUUAUUGGUUGCAACAGCUGUCUCUGAUACCUGGCUGGUGUCACACACAUACUGUCUUUUUCUCUCUGUGUGUGUAUUUUUUUCUGGCUGCUUUUUUCUUCUAUUUGGCAUUCUGUUUUCUACCGACAGAGAAACACUCAGUUUAUUCCCCUGAAGUUCCCUUCCUUUCCCUCAGCCUAGUUCACCUACAGCUUUGGGGCCUAUCCCCAACAGUAGCCAUGGGCUUCACCCUUCACUCGAUUUACUUCACUCUGAAGUUCAGUGUUCUGCUUGGCUCCCUUCUGGGCCUUUGCUUGGGCCUGGAGUUCAUGGGCCUUCCAAACCAGUGGGCCCGCUCUCGCUGGGAUGCCAGUACUCGAAGUGACCUGAGCUUCCUCAAGACCAACAUGUCAGCCGGGCUGCUUCUCUACUUGGACGAUGGUGGUGUUUGCGACUUCCUCUGCCUCUCCCUGGUGGAUGGUCGUGUCCAGCUCCGUUUCAGUGUGGACUGUGCUGAAACAGCUGUGCUGUCAGACAAGCAGGUCAAUGAUAGCAGCUGGCUCCUGAUGGUGAGCCGUGACCGAAUGAGGACAGUGCUGGUGCUGGAUGGGGAGGCCAGGCCUGGGGAGGUCCAGCCUCAGCGGCCCCAUAUGGAUGUGGUCAGUGACUUGUUUGUCGGAGGAGUUCCGGCUGAUAUACGGCCCUCUGCCCUGACUCUGGAUGGGGUUGCAGGCCAUGCCUGCCUUCAAGGGAUUUAUCCUGAUCUUAAAUAUGGCAACUCAGAACCUCGUCUUCUGGGGACCCAGGGGGCCUAUCUGGAGGCCGAGGGUCCUUGUGCUGAGCCCUUGGUGAAUGGUGGAGUCUGUUUCCUCCUGGAUGGCCACCCAACCUGUGACUGCUCCGCCACUGGCUAUGGUGGCAAGCUCUGCUCCGAAGAUGUCAGUCAAAGUCCAGGCCUUUCGCAUCUCAUGAUGAGCGAACAAGGUAGAAGUAAAGCACGAGAUGAGAAUGUGGCCACCUUCCGGGGCUCCGAGUACCUGUGCUACGACCUGUCUCAGAACCCAAUCCAGAGCAGCAGCGACGAGAUCACCCUUUCCUUUAAGACGUGGCAGCGUAACGGGCUCAUCCUGCACACCGGCAAAUCGGCUGAUUACGUCAACCUGGCGCUGAAAGAUGGUGCGGUCUCCUUAGUCAUUAACCUCGGGUCAGGGGCCUUUGAGGCUAUUGUGGAACCCGUGAAUGGCAAGUUCAAUGACAACGCCUGGCACGAUGUCAAAGUGACCCGCAACCUUCGGCAGCACUCAGGCAUUGGACACGCUAUGGUAACAAUUUCAGUGGAUGGAAUCCUCACUACAACAGGAUACACACAAGAGGACUACACAAUGCUGGGCUCGGAUGACUUCUUUUAUGUGGGAGGGAGUCCCAGUACUGCCGACCUUCCAGGUUCACCUGUCAGCAACAACUUCAUGGGCUGCCUCAAAGAGGUUGUUUAUAAGAAUAACGAUAUCCGUCUGGAGCUGUCUCGCUUGGCCAGAAUUGGUGACACCAAGAUGAAAAUCUAUGGCGAGGUGGUAUUCAAGUGCGAAAAUGUGGCCACACUGGACCCUAUCAACUUUGAGACCCCUGAGGCUUACAUCAGCCUUCCCAAGUGGAACACCAAGAGGAUGGGCUCAAUCUCCUUUGACUUCCGUACAACAGAACCCAAUGGCCUCAUCCUUUUCACUCAUGGCAAGCCCCAGGAAAGAAAGGAUUCCCGGAGUCAAAAGAACACCAAAGUAGACUUCUUUGCUGUCGAACUGCUAGAUGGGAACCUCUACCUGCUCCUUGAUAUGGGUUCUGGCACCAUCAAAGUGAAAGCCACCCAGAAGAAAGCAAACGAUGGUGAAUGGUAUCAUGUGGACAUUCAACGGGAUGGCAGAUCAGGUACCAUAUCAGUGAACAGCAGGCGUACCCCAUUCACAGCCAGUGGAGAGAGUGAGAUCUUGGACUUGGAGGGGGACAUGUACCUGGGUGGACUGCCAGAGAACCGUGCGGGGCUGAUCCUCCCUACAGAGCUCUGGACUGCCAUGCUGAAUUAUGGCUACGUGGGCUGCAUUCGAGACCUGUUCAUCGACGGACGGAGCAAGAACAUCCGGCAGCUGGCAGAAGUGCAGAAUGCCGCAGGGGUCAAGUCUUCUUGCUCUAGGCUUAGCACAAAGCAGUGCGACAGCUACCCUUGCAAAAACAAUGCUGUUUGCAAGGAUGGCUGGAACCGCUUCAUCUGUGACUGCACUGGCACCGGCUACUGGGGGAGAACAUGUGAGAGGGAGGCUUCUAUCCUGAGCUACGAUGGCAGCAUGUACAUGAAGAUUAUCAUGCCUAUGGUCAUGCACACUGAGGCUGAGGAUGUGUCUUUCCGUUUCAUGUCCCAGCGUGCUUAUGGCCUGCUGGUUGCCACCACUUCCAGGGAUUCAGCCGACACUCUACGCUUGGAGCUGGAUGGGGGUCGUGUCAAGCUCAUGGUUAACUUAGACUGUAUCAGGAUAAACUGUAACUCCAGCAAAGGACCAGAGACACUUUAUGCUGGACAGAAACUCAACGACAAUGAAUGGCACACUGUACGGGUGGUGAGGAGAGGAAAAAGCCUUAAGCUUACUGUGGAUGAUGAUGUGGCUGAAGGUACAAUGGUGGGUGACCACACCCGCUUAGAGUUCCAUAAUAUUGAAACAGGCAUCAUGACAGAGAAGCGCUACAUCUCAGUUAUCCCCUCAAGUUUCAUUGGCCACCUACAGAGCCUCAUGUUUAAUGGACUCCUCUACAUUGACUUAUGCAAGAAUGGUGACAUUGACUACUGUGAGCUAAAGGCCCGUUUUGGCUUGAGAAAUAUCAUCGCUGACCCUGUCACCUUCAAGACCAAGAGUAGCUACCUGAGCCUGGCCACUCUCCAGGCCUACACCUCCAUGCACCUCUUCUUCCAGUUUAAGACCACUUCAGCUGAUGGCUUCAUCCUCUUCAACAGUGGGGAUGGCAAUGAUUUUAUUGCAGUUGAACUAGUCAAAGGGUAUAUACACUAUGUAUUUGACCUUGGAAAUGGUCCCAAUGUCAUCAAGGGCAAUAGCGACCGACCACUGAAUGAUAACCAAUGGCAUAAUGUUGUCAUCACCAGGGACAACAGUAAUACUCACAGCCUGAAGGUGGACACCAAGGUGGUCACUCAGGUUAUCAAUGGUGCCAAAAAUCUGGAUCUGAAAGGUGACCUCUACAUGGCUGGCCUUGCUCAAGGCAUGUAUAGCAACCUCCCAAAGCUUGUGGCCUCACGGGAUGGCUUCCAAGGCUGUCUAGCAUCUGUGGACUUAAAUGGGCGCCUGCCAGAUCUGAUCAAUGAUGCUCUUCAUAGGAGUGGGCAGAUCGAGCGUGGAUGUGAAGUUGCGUUGACCAAAGCUGACCUGCAAGGACCAAGCACCACCUGCCAGGAAGAUUCAUGUGCCAACCAAGUGUCUGCAUGCAGCAAUGGGAAGGUUUCACCUGUGGACUGUUCCAUGACCUCCUACUCUGGGAAUCAAUUGCAAUGA